Molecule: messenger RNA, 4603 nt
Organism: Amoebophrya sp. A25
Lineage: Eukaryota; Dinophyceae; Syndiniales; Amoebophryaceae
Source: the annotation of a GenBank genome assembly
CCCGAGUUGCCUUUGUUCAGCUGUUGCCUGAGAGGUACUUACGAUUGCCUCCCUUGUUCUAUUCGAGAGAGCUUUGUUCGGCCGUGUCGAGAAAAGGGAAAUCGAUUCUGGUAAGAAAGUUGAAAAAUCGAUUAUCUUUUCGAGCCGCAGAUUUGUAAAUUACUGAGUGGAUAAUAGAAAUUCCGUCGUGAAGAGGAAAUCAUGAUGAAAAAACAAAAUUGAGACUCAAAAGGGCAAGAAAAUGAUACCUUUGACUGAAACAAAAACGUAGGUGUCCCCCUUGUGGAAGUUCUUUUAUGUAUCUAACAUACUUUUUUUUUGGUGUGCGACGAGAGAGUCUUUCAGUCUUAUUUUUUACUCUAUCCUGGGGCGACCGUCGCGCUGCUGGUGGUUCAGUACAAAAGGCACAAAACGAUCACGAGUAGCAAAACAAAAGAAAAAAUAUGUUCGGACUGGCAGACCGCUUCAACAAGGGCCCGGGGUAUAGUCCAGGUAAUAUUCUCACUACUGUAAGUAAGCAGAACACGGCUUCAAAGUGUGAAGUUUUUUCUAACUACAGUUGACUGCAGCCCUGCUGCUCCUCCCAUAUGAUUAUAAAUAUCUUUUUUAAUUGUAACACCAGGACCCGGCCACUACGAAGCAAAAUCAGAUUUCGGAACCAAAGGCAGUAGUGAUUUGACAACGCAACUAGUUCAAAAGCUGUACAACCUGCCGAAUGAUCCGUUGAAUUUAACGUCCAUCAGCGUGCGGUCAACGAGAUGUAUUCUUGAAAUUUUUACUGGUUUUUUUGUAGAUCAUGAGCUCUCGACAGGCCACAGGGUACACUCAAUAGAUACAUACCAGCACGAAGUUAUCGAAAGCAUGGAAGUAGGUUUUGUCUUCUGAAAAGAAAAUCGAUGUUAGGUGCAUAUUUACACGUGUCACCCCUCUACAGCGACGCACUUCGAUGAUCAGUUGGCAGCGCGAGUUGCGAGGUUAGAGACGUCACUAAACUGCAAUAGGACAGGAGCAUGCGCCCCCGGACGGAAGCGAGGAGGAGGGCCUUCAGGCGUAUCCAAUCUAAGUUUCUACCUCGUGAGUUUGUUACGGACAAAGAGUGCUCAGUAGGUUUCUCCAUCUUUUAAGCGAAUAGAUAAUGCUCGGAUCGAUAUGCAAGCAAUACCGGCAAAAACUCUUUUCGGAUUUUAAAAUCUAUUCAAACCAACCAUCUCCGAACAACAAGGUGAUGGCGAAUACCGCGAGUGAGUUUGAAAGUGCCAACGAUGCUGGAUUUCAAAGGCAUUCAUGGCUUGCAGGGGAGCUUGCCGGUGACGUGUACUAGUUUCUUUUUGUUUUGAUGAAGGUGAAUUUCUCUUCCACGCACUUCUGCUCUUAAUUCAUGCGAAUCGAGUGCUAAAUCCGUCUAUCGCAAUUAUGGCGCGUAACAGCUUGUACUGGCCUGUGAGUGGUCGGCAUGAUAGAAGAUCAGCAUUUUGUUUUAUGUACGAAUCUAGGUUUUGUUACAAAUCGAUGAAUACGCCUGCAAAUAUUGGUCCUGGGAGCUAUUGUAGUCCGGAGAGUACUGCACCCGAGAAGCUGGGACAGCGGAGUCAUAACUAUAUGGUUCAGCGCUCUGAGGAAAUCGCGCGAAAUCGGAGAGACUUGUGGAUCCAACGACGAUCAAUCCAGCAAAUGCGCAGUCAGAGCUUGUUAUGACAGAGUACUAUUUCAUGUUGAAGACUGCAGUAGUGUCAAUAUGUGAAAUGGUGUUUAGCUGCUGCUUUUUAGUCUGUUCUCAUUUUUCGGAUGAUUUGACGAGGUGGAGUGUGCAAUUGACAUCUUUCAUGUGUUGUACAAAAUGAUUUCAAGAAUUGAGGUUGUUUCAAAAAAAGUGUAGACGCAAGCAAUUCCUUCACUAGACCGAAUAAAGUGCUGUAGGUUAAAGUUGCAAGAAGUGGACGCUCUCUAAGCAGGAUGGCCUCUGCGAAUGAUCCGAUGAUGAUGUAUUAUGCCGAUCCGCAUGCCGCGUCCGUUGCAACGCAUUUGCCACCUGGACAAAGUCAGUUUUUGGCAGCGACGCCGUCGUUGUCGGUCCCACCCCUCGGCGUCGAUUACCACCAGGGUGUUGACCCUGGUAGAUAUCAACAACAUCCCGGAAUGGAUCCAAGGUCUGUGGCGGAAGGGAGUGUUCGAAGUAUCGUUCCAGCGGCAGGCAAAAUGCACGAUCCAAUGGCUCAUCCUGCAACUAGUUCGAGUUUCGUACCGCCGGGAGAGAAUUGGGCUCGACUACACCAGGAGGGUUCAGUGCGUGGAGGUGUGUCUCCGGUCGAAAGCGGCGCGCUGGGUCCUCAACCAGCUGUGCUUCCUCAGAGCAUGUCGCACCCUGCAGCACAGCACGCCGCCUUGUAUGCAGCGGGAGUGCAGCCAAGUUCGUCGCUGUUGCAUCAACCAAUGGGCACUAAUCCGAUGUUGGGAGGCAUUACAGGGAGCAGCUUUGCUCCUCAGUCUAGGGAGUUCGGAGGGAACUUUGCACCGAUAAAUCGCGGGAACGCUCCUUCAUCACAGCAAGCCUGCGUCAACCCUAGUGUCCCACAACACCUCGGUGCUGCGGCUCCGCAGCUGCCACAAUGGGUCCAACUUGCGGACGGCAGGAUAAUGCCAGCAGCUCCGCUUUUAGUCCAGCAAGCUCCGCCACUGGGGCAUGGAUCGUCCGCUCCUGGCGCACCUCCUCAGCAUCUUCUUCCUACAGGAGCAGCACAGGGCGGUGGUUAUUUCUAUGGCACUCAGUAUCAUGCGCCCCCUGGAGGACAACAACAUUUUGCCCACCCGCCAACAUCCUAUAAUAAUGCGCCGCCUGGAGGUGGGGCCUCAGGUGGAGAGAUGUACCCACCCGGCAGCAAUACGGCUGUGAUUACGACAGAAGUGCCACCAGGGCAACAGGGUGCCAGCGUUCCUGCAGUUACGGCGCCGGACCCAGCAAGCGGCGCACCGAUUACAAAUCUCGAACCUGGUGCCGCCGGUCCAGGUGCGUUUUCUAGAGGACAGCAAAUACCGGGAGCAGGCCAGAUGAUAGACGGAGGUACAGAGCCGACAGCACAUCCCCCAGACGGCAUCGGACAAGUGGCACCUCAGGAGUCUAUGUAUGCGGCUGACGGAUAUGUGAGAGGAGGUGAGUCCGGUUUGGUGGUCCGUGCGCAGCCGGCGGGAGCGUUACAACAAUUGCGGCAGCGGUUGCAGCAGCAAGCGCAGUAGAAAAGUUUUUUCAUUCAACCUCGCUCCUGUACUAACUUGUCCACCUAAGAUAUUUACUAUACCAGAACUAGUUUUAGCCAUCUACAACCACUUAUAGAGAAGUUUGGUUUGAUAUCGGUCAAUCCCAUUUUUCACAAACCGGGAUAUGUCAAUAAAUAUCAAAAAAGCAAGUAUCAGUAACCACCUAUUUCAAAACUAUCACGCCCCUCUCGUUCGUUCUCAUCUCAGAUUAACAUCGGUUGCCUUUUAUAACAUUCGCUUACUUACUUAAAAUAUGAAGAUAGAGGAUAAUAUCUACUCUCCAAACUACUGACCUAGCUCAAAUGAUUACAUGCAUCGCCUAUUUGCAUUUUUCAGAAACAUCGUCGUUGAGAAACAUCAUCGCUUAGAAACAUCGCAGAACAGCGCAUCUUGGGGAAGCAGGGGGGUCUUCCGCACAUCCCGGUUCUUGUACAUAGAGAUUUUUGGGUCAACACAUCGCAGAGCUUCACACAUACUAAUUGCGCACCAUUAAUAUCAUAGGGCAGCCGCCAACACAGGGAAAAACUGUAUCCAUACUUAUGGUUUGUUGGCGCCGAUGACAGAUGCUUCUAUGCGAACCUAUAGAAAAUUUAAGUGAGUAGUCGUGUUUGAAGAUAACGUCGGUUUAAAAAUGAAUAUGGAUCGCCUAUCCAUCGACGUAAACACGUCCGCACGAGAGAGUGCUGUACCCAUUGCCCUCUGCGGGUCAAAUCAUGUGAAAACUAAUUACUUUGAUGUCGCGUGUUCUUACAUAUUUCAGCCACAGAAAAGAGAAAAAAAUAACGGCCGCACUGUAGGGCAACGUGUAUGUUAUAACAACGCGGACACUCAAAGAAUGGAUCAUGAAUGAGCAGCUUUCUGUGACAGAGAGACAUCUGAAUAUUAUCACCACGUGGAGAGAUUUGAUCAGAGUCAUUUUUUAGUGUUACUUUCUCUUUGAGCGGACUCUUUUCUAACCUUCUCUUUCUUGAGCUUCCGCCCCGCUGGGGUGUUUGUCUAAAACUUUAGCUUUGGUCUUGUCUACUCUUUCUUCCUAAAUGGCGCCCUCUUGUCUUCUGUAGUUGUCUUAGUGGCUAGGUAGGGUUAGGCUGUUGUAGUUGGCUUGAGUUUGUCCAUCGUUGUUAGUGGUAGCUGUUUCUAAAGUAUCUCUUUCUAAUUCCUUGUAGUUAGUCCUUCAUGUUGUCUUUCACCUGUCUGCUGCUUGUGAAACGAACUGCGCCCCUUCUUGUGAAACGAACUGCGCCCCGUCACUAUACAAAAAAAAAAUGAUAGAGGAGCACUAAGCUCCGCCUGCCGCCGGCUUGCGAACUGGAUAAAGGUCAGGAGAUUUUUUCAAUCUCCCUCGUAUUAC